AUGUGCACCUCUCUGGGCAAACCACCCAGCCCAGAGCUGGCAUCACCCGGCAGUUUGGCCAUGAAGGAGCAGCAGCUCACGGUGGCCCUUCGCAUCCGUCCCCUCAACCAGGCAGAAGCUGAGGAGGGAGCUGCUCUCGUUGCUCACAGUGUGGAUGCCCAGAGGGUGGUCCUGAGGGACCCAAGCGAAGAUCCCGAUGACAUCCUGCGAGCGAGCAGAUCCCGAGAAAGGGCAUUUGUGUUUGACAUGGUUUUUGAUCACAGAGCAACCCAGGAGGAAGUGUAUGUGUCCACCACCAAGAGCCUGAUAGGAGGAGUCAUUUCUGGCUACAAUGCAACCAUUUUUGCAUAUGGUCCAACAGGCACAGGAAAAACCUACACGAUGCUGGGGACAGACUGUGAACCGGGGAUUUAUAUCCGCUCUCUUGAGGACCUCUUCAAGGCCCUUGAAGCUACCUCUGAGGAGAUGGAUUACACGGUCUCCAUGUCCUACCUGGAGAUCUAUAACGAAGUGAUCCGUGACCUCCUGAACCCAUCCUCGGGCUUCUUAGACCUGAGAGAGGACUCCAGAGGCAGCAUCCAGAUAGCAGGAAUUACAGAAGUCUCUACCACAAAUGCUCAGGAGAUCAUGCAGCUGUUGACAAAAGGAAACAAGCAGCGCACGCAGGAGCCCACUGCUGCCAACAGGACCUCCUCCCGCUCGCACGCCGUGCUGCAGGUGACAGUGACGCAGAAAAGCCGCAGGAAGGCAACGGGCGAGGAAAUGAGGGUUGGAAAGCUCUUCAUGGUCGACUUGGCGGGGUCUGAGAGAGCAGCCCAGACGCAGAACCGGGGCAAGAGGAUGAAGGAAGGAGCCCACAUCAACCGCUCGCUGCUGGCUCUGGGCAACUGCAUCAACGCCUUGAGCGAGAAGGGGGGGAGCCGGGCCCAGUUUGUUAAUUUUCGGGACAGCAAACUCACACGCCUGCUGAAGGACUCGUUAGGUGGCAACAGCAGGACUGUUAUGAUUGCACAUAUCAGCCCAGCCAGCACCUCCUUUGAAGAAUCUCGAAUGACCUUGAUCUAUGCCUACCGAGCAAAAAACAUCAAGACACAGGUGAAAUGUAACCUGAGGAACGUUGACCAAUACACCAGCAUCAUCGCGGACCUCCGCAGGGAGAUCGAGCGUCUGAAGGAGAGGGUGAAAAACCAGGAGAAAGAGAAAAGUACAGCCAGUGCUGACCUCAGGGAUCUGCAAGCAGAGAAGCACCAAGGCUCAGAGGUGCACAGUCCUCAGGUGAUGAACACCUUGAGGGCACAGCUGAUGAAGGCUUUCAGGGAGCAAAUGGAGAUGCGUCGCAGCCUGAUGGAGCUGGAGAACACCAACAUUGAGCUGCACGUCGAUACCUGCAGGCACCUCCUAACCAUUGCAGACUGGGAACGAGAGAAGGCUCAGGGUGCACACAAGGACGACAAGCCAGCAACAGAGGAGAAAGGUGGAAAUACAGAGGAGGAAGACAGGGAUGUGGACACCAUGGAGUCACCUGAACCUCACGAAGUGACGGCAGCAAGAGAAGAGAUCAACCUGCUGCUGGCAGAGCAACGCAGGACGGCGGCCCUGAAGACAGAGCUGGAGCAGCACUUAGCAAAUGCCAAGGAAAAAGCUUCCCAGAUGGAGGAGUUUUUCCCCAGACAAAUCACCAGCGAGGAUCAGCAGGAGGUGCUGAGGCUCCUCUGCAGAGCCCACGAGCUUGAGCUUGGCAACACGGAGCUGCAGGCAAAUACACAGUACAAGGAGAAUCUCUUGUGCCAGAAGGAUUUUGUGAUCCAGCAACUGCAGCAGCACACGCUGCUCUGUGAAGAAAUUAUUCAUCAGCAGCAGAUGCUGAUAAAAGCCCAGAACAUUCCUGUCCCAGAGACACUGGUGAGGUUACACCACCUGCACCUCUCGGAGCUGGAGGAGGGGACGCUGAACCGCCUGCUCCUGCUGCACUCGGUGAUGUCCAUCAUGCUCAGGCAGAAACCUCCAGGUGUUGCUGCAGGAAAGAUGACUCCCAAGCUGCGUUCCCCCACCUCUCUGGACUUGUGUGGGAAGAAGUCACCUGCAGACAUUGCUGCUCUUCCAAUGAGCCUGGAGACCUUGAAGGAAAUCGCUGCCAACACCAAAAGCAUCUCCCUCAUUGCGGCCAGUCGCCGUUCCAGAGUCCAACAGAGGGACCUUGGGAGUGAUGUCUCCUCAGCCCACUCCUCUGAGGAGGAUACGCUUGAGCUGAAGUAUCUGGAGGCCAGUUCCACCCCAGACUGUCAGAGAAGAGACAGUGCGAGUAGGGGGAGUUUGCUGUCGGAUCCCGCAGCUGGCAGCCAGCUGUGCUCCCCAGCCAGGGGAAUGCUGAAGAACAGGAGGGACCAGGAGAUGCCUGCUGAGAGGACAGCCAGGAAGAAAAGAUCUCGCUCUCUUGAACCAAACUUCCACAGGACCUCAAAAGCUACUCACUGGACUCCCUCAAGCCCCAGUACAGACAAAGCUGGUGAGAACCACCUGUGCCAAGACAGACUCUUCCAUCAGUCAAAAGCCACGAGCAGCAUAUCCACUGCCCCAAAGAUCAAAGUUCCUGUCGACCACCGUUCAGAGGGGAUUCCAGGAGAGGUGCUGCCGAAAGACCAUGCUCCUGCAGGCACCACCCAGCCGAGCAACGCUGGUCACCUCGAAGGACAGGUCCUGCAGAAGCAAGUCAAGGGGCCUGCAGAUGGUGCCAGCAGUCGGCAAAAGCAGGAGCGGCCAGUCACCCGCCGGGGCAACCAGCCAAAGCCUAAAUAG
This is a messenger RNA of Calidris pugnax (ruff), 2796 nucleotides long. It is a transcript of the gene KIF19, whose product is annotated as kinesin family member 19. Bases 1 to 2796 code for a protein of 931 amino acids. The record is from RefSeq and is a predicted model, not a curated record. Gene Ontology annotation, molecular function: microtubule binding; ATP binding; microtubule motor activity. The transcript has 18 exons. Gene Ontology annotation, biological process: microtubule-based movement. Lineage: Eukaryota; Metazoa; Chordata; Aves; Charadriiformes; Scolopacidae.